This is a messenger RNA of Zingiber officinale, 789 nucleotides long. RefSeq names its product probable F-box protein At5g04010. NCBI's taxonomy places the organism in Eukaryota, Viridiplantae, Streptophyta, Magnoliopsida, Zingiberales, Zingiberaceae. Gene Ontology annotation, cellular component: SCF ubiquitin ligase complex. Gene Ontology annotation, biological process: gibberellic acid mediated signaling pathway; SCF-dependent proteasomal ubiquitin-dependent protein catabolic process. Gene Ontology annotation, molecular function: protein binding. The record is from RefSeq and is a predicted model, not a curated record. The coding region runs from base 8 to 781 and encodes 257 amino acids. The transcript has a single exon.
UUAAACAAUGGCGAUGCCGCAGCCGAGAAGACAAGCUCGAUCUUCCCCUCCGUGGGAAGUCCUCCGCCUCAUUUCCGAGUUCGUGGGCGAUCCCAAGUCUCUCGCCGUCGCAUGCUGCGUCUCCAAAUCGUGGCAUGCCGUCUUCACCUCGGACCACCUAUGGACGCCUCUCUGCCGCUCCCUCUUCCCUUCCUCCGCCUACAACGCCACCGCCGCCGCCGUCUCCUCCCGCCACCUCUUCCAGCUCCUGCACACCGCCGCCUCCCGCCGCCGCCGAACGCGCUCCCAGCUCCUCCUCCACCUCCCACGCUUGAUUUUCUUCCUCGACGUAUUCCAGCGCGGCGCGCCGGUGCUGUCGCUGGCCCGAGCGGGGUCGGAGCUCGUUUCGCACCGAGGCGUCUUCCGGUUCGAGGUGCCGAUGAACGGAGAGGAACCGGCGGCGCUCGACUCCUGCGACGAAGUGAGGGUGGCAUGGACGGUGGUGACCGCGGAGUGGCGCGAGGCAUUUGGGUUGAUGGAAUUCGAAGGGCAGGCGAGGGCUGUCGGAAACAGAGAGAUGUGGUUCUCUGAGAAGCUGCCGUACCCAUCGGCAUUUUGCUGCUCGGAGGCCGAGGCCGGGUUUGAGGCUCAAAUCUUCAUCGAGCUUGCCGAUGAGGUUCAUGGCGGCGGAAGGACUGUGGAGAAGGUGAGUUUUGGAUUGAUGAACACUAAGACGUGGAGAUAUGUAAAAGAGGAGGAUGGUUUGCUUUAUUUGCAGUACUUCCUAAUGGAUACAAAGUAGCAACUUCA